This is a messenger RNA of Erinaceus europaeus (western European hedgehog), 2980 nucleotides long. It is a transcript of the gene TIGD2, whose product is annotated as tigger transposable element derived 2. Gene Ontology annotation, cellular component: nucleus. Gene Ontology annotation, molecular function: DNA binding. Bases 1090 to 2670 code for a protein of 526 amino acids. The record is from RefSeq and is a predicted model, not a curated record. The transcript has 2 exons. NCBI's taxonomy places the organism in Eukaryota, Metazoa, Chordata, Mammalia, Eulipotyphla, Erinaceidae.
CGUUCCUGCGGGGGCGCGCGCGUGCUCCCUAAUCCCCCGCCUUCCGGCUCCGGCUCCGGCUCCGGCCCCGAUCAACCCGGCCGCGGCCGCAGCGCCCCGCUGCUCGCCGCCUCCCGGAGCCUCCACUCGCUCUCGGCGCGGUACGGCCGCCCCUCAGCCCGGCGGGAGGAAGGCGAUGCCCCCGGCCGGCGACCCGGCGUCCCCCGCGCCCCGCGGGCACUCGCUAGCCGGCCGGCCGCGGCGGUGACUCCUGGUGCCGGCGCCCGCGGAGCAAGCCGGCUCAACCGCGGGACAGGCCUCGGCCGCCCGCCGGGCUCAGGAGGUCUCCGGAGCGAGUCCCCGACGCCCCCAGGAGCCUCCGCGCCGCCCUCGGCAGGACCCGCCUCCACCGGGACUGGCGUCGCCUCCUCGCAGAGCCCCGCACCCACCCGCACCGCGGGGCCCGCCCCCCACGCCGGGACAGCCCUUCUCGCCCUUCUGCGCCCCUCCCCGCGGCCAGCCCCUCAGGUCUAAGUUUGUGUCGCCGCCACCAGGUGCCAAGGUUCCUUCCCACCUCGCUCGCCCUGCACCCACCCGCACUGGCUGUGAUCUCUCGGCCCCUGCAGCUGCCCCCGGUCCGCGAGGGGCCCCCCACCCGGCGCGGCCCUGCGGACCACACGGGGGGGGGGGCUGUGUUUUCCCCUGACGACUCCCUUGAUGUCACGGCUGCAAGUUCUCUCCUGACUUACAACUACCUACCAGCACCCUCCCCUGCUUUUGCGAGGUACCCUCCGCCCCGCCCCCCAGUCUCAGGCUCAUUAGCCAAGAAUCGCCUCUGUCACGCAGGCGGGGGGAGUCGAGGAUGCCAUAGAACUGCUGGCAGGGGGGCUGUGCACAUUGCAGUACUGUUUGCAAUCUCCAUAGAGACAGCAGUUCUUGAAAAGACCCUAAAGUAAGUGAGGAGAGAGAGAGGAAGAGAUGAGGAUCACAUAUCCACCGGGCUUCUAGGGACGCAAAGAAGAGAUCUCAGGACUUUCCAGCCUCAUUGUGUUCAGAUCUAGCUUGCUAAGUAUCUUGUCCUAGCGCCGCCUAAAGCAUCGGGCACUUAAAAUGUUAGGGAAACGGAAGAGGGUGGUAUUGACAAUUAAGGACAAGCUUGACAUUAUUAAGAAACUAGAGGAGGGUAUUUCUUUCAAGAAGCUUUCCAUUGUGUAUGGGAUUGGUGAAUCCACAGUUCGUGACAUUAAAAAGAACAGAGAAAGGAUAAUAAAUUAUGCAAACAGUUCAGAUCCUACAAGUGGGGUAUCGAAACGUAAAUCUAUGAAGUCUUCAACAUAUGAGGAACUCGAUAGAGUUAUGAUAGAGUGGUUUAACCAGCAGAAGACAGAUGGGGUUCCAGUGUCCGGAACCAUUUGUGCAAAACAAGCCAAAUUCUUUUUUGAUGCUUUAGGGAUGGAAGGUGAUUUCAAUGCUUCAUCUGGCUGGCUAACUCGCUUUAAGCAGCGCCAUGGUAUCCCAAAGGCAGCCGGCAAAGGAACCAAAUUAAAAGGAGAUGAAACUGCUGCCAGUGAAUUUUGUGGCAACUUUCAGGAAUUUGUUGAGAGAGAAAACCUGCAGCCAGAGCAAAUUUAUGGUGCUGAUCAAACUGGAUUGUUCUGGAAAUGCCUACCCUCAAGGACAUUAGCUUUUGAUGCUGAGCAAAAUACUUCUAGUUAUAGGUCAAGCAGAGAGAGGAUCAUUAUUAUGUGUUGUGCAAAUGCCACGGGUUUGCACAAACUUAGUCUUUGUGUUGUGGGAAAAGCAAAAAGACCCCGUGCCUUCAAAGGAGCUGAUCUGGCAAACCUCCCAGUCACUUAUUUCAGUCAAAAAAGUGCAUGGAUAGAACAUUCCAUUUUAAGACAGUGGUUUGAGAAGUGCUUUGUGCCUCAGGUACAGAAGCAUUUGAAAUCCAAGGGGCUUCUAGAAAAAGCAGUGCUGCUUUUGGAUUUCCCCACCGCACACCCAGAUGAAGAAUUGUUGAGUUCAGGGGACGGCAGGAUAACUGUCAAGUAUUUGCCACCAAACGUCACAAGCCUCAUUCAACCUAUGAGUCAGGGGGUUCUGGCUACAGUAAAAAGAUACUAUCGCACAGGACUCCUCCAGAAAUACAUGAAUGAAGGAACGGACCCAAAAAUGUUUUGGAAGAACUUGACGGUGUUGGAUGCAAUUUAUGAAGUUUCGAGAGCUUGGAACAUGGUAAAAUCAAGCACCAUAACCAAAGCAUGGAGAAACCUCUUCCCUGACAAUGAAGAGAGUUCAGGCAUGAGCAUUGAUGAAGGAGCCAUUUUAGCUGCUAACCUAGCAACAGUUUUACAGAAUACUGAGGACUGUGAGCCCGUGCACAUUGAGAAUAUCGACCAGUGGCUUGAAUCUCGGAGUAGCGCCUCAAGCUGUCAGGUGCCAGCUGAUAGUAAGGCCACUGAGAUCCAGACCAGGCUUGUUGAGCAGAAGCCUUCCAAUAAGAUGAAAAAGCCAGAACUGAAUCCAGAAAAGUACAUCAGCCAUAAAUCUGCACUUGAAUGGACAGAGAAUUUGCUAGAUUACUUAGAACAACAAGAUGAUAUGCUUCUGUCUGAUAAACUGGUGUUACGGAGGCUUCGAACAAUAAUACGAAGAAAGCAGAAGAUCCAGAAUAACAAAAGUCAUCAAUAGUGCUCUAAGUAUUUAUAUCCUCGUGAUAUUUGUCUGCAGUGGAGCUUAAUUAUCAUGUUUGAAGUGAUGUGGAUUCCAGGACUAAGUAAGUUUUAUAAGUGAUUUUGGAAUUAGGUGACAUUUUGGAUUACUUAAAUUACUGCUUUAAUAUCACCUCUAGUAAGUGAACAUUGACUUGUCUAUUUCUGACUAGGUCAUAAGCUAUCGGAGGCCAGGGAUCUUUUGUCUGUCUUGUGCCUGGAUUUCACUGUCUGUUGAAGGACCUUGCAUACUAAAGGCAAUCAAUAAAUACUAUUAAAAUUAAACUUGA